UAUUUUUAUGAAGUAUAUGGGCUGAUCCACCAUCUGCGCGAUGUGAACCGCGUAGAUUGUGGCAUGUAUGAAAGAAUACCAUGGGAAUAGGACUCCAAGUCUUCAAUGUUUAGACGCUUCUAGGUAGUCUCACGGAUAGAGAAGCAGUAGGAGAAAAGGACUGCAAGAGAGUUGAUCAAUCAAUUAAUUAGAUUGCCCAUCAUCAACCAUGUCUUAUUUACGGAAAAAAUCGAUAGAUUUUCUCAAGACCUUCGAUGUGCCGGCGAAGAAUCCGUCAGAGGACGCGCAGCGCCGAUGGCGGGAGGCCGUCGGCACGCUCGUCAAGAACCGGCGACGUCGCUUCCGCAUGGUCCCCGACCUCGACAAGCGAUCCCAGGCCGAGACGCAGCGCCGCAACAUCCAGGAAAAGCUUCGUGUCGCUCUCUACGUGCAGAAGGCCGCUCUGCAGUUCAUCGAUGCCGCCCGCAGGGUGGAGCACCCGCUGUCGGAGCUGGCGCGGCAGAGCGGCUUCUCUAUCAGCGCCGAGGAGCUGGCCUCGUUGGUGCGCGGCCACGACACCAAGAGCCUGCGCCUCCACAAGGGCGUCGAGGGCCUGGCGCGCAAGGUGAACGUCUCCCUCGCCGACGGCGUCCGGUCCGACGACGUGGGCGUCCGCGGCGAGGUCUACGGCGCCAACCACUACCCCGAGAAGGCGGCCCGCACGUUCUGGAUGUACCUGUGGGACGCCAGCCAGGACACGACGCUCAUGCUGCUCGCGUUCUGCGCCGUCAUCUCCGUCGUCAUCGGCAUCGCCACCGAGGGGUGGCCGGGCGGCAUGUACGACGGCCUCGGCAUCAUGCUCACCAUCUCCCUCGUCGUCACGAUCACCGCCGCCAGCGACUACAAGCAGUCCCUGCAGUUCCGGGACCUCGACAGGGAGAAGAAGAAGAUCGAGAUCCAGGUCACGCGCGACGGCUUCCGGCAGAAGGUGUCCAUCUACGACAUCGUCGUCGGCGACAUCGUGCAUCUGUCCAUCGGCGACCAGGUUCCGGCGGACGGGCUGUUCAUUGAUGGGUACUCGUUCAUCGUCGACGAGUCGAGCCUGUCCGGCGAGAGCGAGCCGGUGCACGUGUCGGCCACGAACCGGUUCCUGCUGGGCGGUACCAAGGUGCAGGACGGGUCAGCGAGGAUGCUGGUGACGGCGGUGGGGAUGCGGACGGAGUGGGGGAAUCUGAUGGAGACGCUGAGCCAGGGCGGCGAGGACGAGACGCCUCUGCAGGUGAAGCUCAACGGCGUCGCCACCAUCAUCGGCAAGAUUGGGCUCGCCUUCGCGGUGCUCACCUUCACCGUGCUCAUGGCGAGGUUCCUGAUCGGCAAGGCUGCUUCCCCAGGCGGCCUGGUGACAUGGGGGAUGGAGGACGCGCUGUCGGUGCUCAACUUCUUCGCCGUCGCAGUCACCAUCAUCGUGGUCGCGGUGCCGGAGGGCCUGCCUCUCGCCGUCACGCUCAGCCUGGCGUUCGCCAUGAAGAAACUCAUGCAGGAGCGCGCUCUCGUGCGGCACCUCUCGGCGUGCGAGACCAUGGGGUCGGCCAGCUGCAUCUGCACCGACAAGACGGGCACGCUCACCACGAACCACAUGGUCGUCGAGAAAGUCUGGGCUGCCGGCGGGGCGACCACGGUGAGCACCGCCAAGGGCUUCGAGGAGUUCACCUCGUCGGCGCUGUCGGAGGGGUUCGCCAAGCUUCUUCUGGAGGGCGUCUUCCAGUGCUCCGGCUCCGAGGUCGUGCGCAGCAAGGACGGCAAGACCAGCGUCAUGGGCACGCCCACCGAGUCGGCCAUCCUCGAGUUCGGGCUCGGGGUGGAGAAGAACACCUGCAUCGAGCACGCGGCCGCCGCGAAGCUCAAGGUGGAGCCGUUCAACUCGGUGAAGAAGACGAUGGCCGUGGUGGUCGCGUCCCCGAGCGCCGGCGGCCGGCCACGCGCGUUCCUCAAGGGCGCGUCGGAGGUCGUGCUCCGCCGGUGCAGCAACGUGGUCGUCGACCGCCACGGCAGCAUCGUGGCCCUCACGGAGAAGAACUACAUGAAGCAGGUGGCCGGCGCCAUCGACAAGUUCGCGUGCGAGGCGCUGCGCACGCUCUGCCUGGCGUACCAGGACGUCGGCGGCGAGAACGAGGUCCCCAACGACGGGUACACGCUCAUCGCCGUGUUCGGCAUCAAGGACCCGCUCCGGCCGGGCGUGAGGGAGGCCGUGAGGACCUGCCACGUCGCGGGGAUCAACGUCCGCAUGGUCACCGGCGACAACAUCAGCACGGCCAAGGCCAUCGCGAGGGAGUGCGGCAUCCUCACUCCGGACGGCGUCGCCAUCGAGGGGCCCGAAUUCCGGCAGAUGAGCCCCGACCAGAUGAGGGCGAUCAUACCGAAAAUCCAGGUGAUGGCGCGGUCGCUGCCGCUGGACAAGCACACGCUGGUGACCAACCUGAGGGGCAUGUUCAACGAGGUGGUGGCCGUCACCGGCGACGGCACCAACGACGCGCCGGCGCUGCACGAGGCUGACAUUGGCCUCGCCAUGGGCAUCGCCGGAACAGAGGUUGCCAAGGAGAACGCCGACGUGAUCAUCAUGGACGACAACUUCUCGACCAUCAUCAACGUCGCCAAAUGGGGACGCUCCGUGUACAUCAACAUCCAGAAGUUCGUGCAGUUCCAGCUCACCGUCAACGUGGUGGCACUCAUGGUCAACUUCGUGUCCGCAUCUUUCACAGGGAGCGCGCCGCUGACGAUCGUGCAGCUGCUGUGGGUGAACCUGAUCAUGGACACACUCGGCGCUCUGGCGCUGGCGACGGAGCCGCCGAGCGACGACAUGAUGCGGAGGCCGCCGGUGGGCCGGGGCGACAACUUCAUCACCAAGGUCAUGUGGAGGAACAUCGCCGGCCAGAGCAUCUUCCAGCUCGUCGUGCUCGGCGUGCUCCUCGCCAGAGGGGACAGCCUCCUGCACAUGAACGGCGACAAGGAACUGCUCAACACCUUCGUCUUCAACACCUUUGUCUUCUGCCAGGUCUUCAACGAGGUGAACAGCCGGGAGAUGGAGAAGAUCAACGUCUUCAGCGGCAUGUUCAGCAGCUGGGUCUUCUCGGCGGUGGUCGGCGCCACCGUCGGGUUCCAGGUGAUCCUCGUGGAGCUGCUGGGGACGUUCGCCGGCACGGUGCACCUCAACGGGAGGCUGUGGCUCAUGAGCGUGCUCGUCGGGUCGGUCGGCCUGGUCAUCGGCGCCGUCCUCAAGUGCAUCCCCGUCGGCUCCGGCGACGCCUCGUCGGAUCGCCACGACGGAUACCAGCCCAUCCCCACCGGCCCCAGCGCCGUGUGAUUUUGAAGACUUUUUGCUGUUGUUUUUCUCUAGGAAGAGGAAAAUAUGUUAAUCCUUUGAUGAAAACGAUCUUUGCAUGCAGCUUCAGUUCAGUGUAGGACGUGCCGGAGCAUACUUGCGGCAAUGACCAUUCCGAGAGACUUGAGUUUCUUUUUUGUCAUUGUUUAUUUGUUGUGCUUUCUAGCCAAAGAUGGUUAUGAAUUUCGUAUUAGGAUUAGUUAUGAUGAAUUCAGUUUCUUAUCAUGUAUACACAAACUUCUCUCUAAUAGAGAGAUGAGUUUUAGCCA
Messenger RNA from Triticum aestivum (bread wheat), 3627 nucleotides. RefSeq names its product calcium-transporting ATPase 1, plasma membrane-type. Gene Ontology annotation, molecular function: P-type calcium transporter activity; calmodulin binding; ATP hydrolysis activity. Gene Ontology annotation, cellular component: plasma membrane; intracellular membrane-bounded organelle. Bases 209 to 3340 code for a protein of 1043 amino acids. The record is from RefSeq and is a predicted model, not a curated record. The transcript is spliced from 7 exons. Gene Ontology annotation, biological process: calcium ion transmembrane transport. Lineage: Eukaryota; Viridiplantae; Streptophyta; Magnoliopsida; Poales; Poaceae.